Gaeumannomyces tritici R3-111a-1 is the source of this 303-nucleotide messenger RNA. RefSeq lists its product as hypothetical. The transcript has a single exon. Lineage: Eukaryota; Fungi; Ascomycota; Sordariomycetes; Magnaporthales; Magnaporthaceae. The coding region runs from base 1 to 303 and encodes 100 amino acids. The record is from RefSeq and is a predicted model, not a curated record.
AUGGAGGCCAGUGUCCGCGUGCCCCCAAGUGCGAGGAUCGGCCCGCUCCCGGCGUACGGGCUUCGAGGACAGGCCCAGGCACUACUUUGUGAACGAAAACAACAGGGAGGUGGACACGAGGCCAUCUGCCACACGUAUAGUUCCGCAUCUAUGCAACAACAGCCGCACAAUGACGAAAGACUCCCAAUCGCAGUCGCCGUCGCCCCUCCAAGACGCGGGCGGGAACAUGGUGUUAUUCCCGGCAUGAAGAGAGCAGCACGUGGGAUUAGCCCCGCGCCUUUCUCGAGGGACGACAAGGGUUGA